AUGCGUGAAGUUGGUCUUGUUUUUGAAUGUCUUCAUUGUGAGACAUAUUUUGUAAAUACUGUAAAAUUAAUUGAUUUGAGUGAAAAUAGAGGAAAAAAGAGGGAUCUCUUGACUGACACCUAUAUUUCCCUUCAAAAACAUUAUGAGGAUUUUCGGAAUAGAUAUCAACUCUGUGUUUGUCCCACAUGUAAUGAAUUAAUUUAUCAAUCAAAGUAUCAGGAUUUGGAUCAGAAUUGUAUUUUGAGUUUGUGUAGAGUUUUCAAAUUUUUAAAGGAGGAUGAUUUACAAGAAUUGUCUUCAAAUUCUUCUGCAAAUAAUACGAAUGGUGGAAUUGGAGGUAGUGAUAACAAUGUAGGAAGCAGUGCAUCACAUGCCUCUUCUUCUACUGAUGAAACAAAUACCACUAAUAAUGAAUCAUCAUUUAUGGACCUAUUUGAAAUAUCAAACAAGGACAUUUUGAAAGGAUAUGAAAUGGAAAAAUCAAAUGGUAAAAAGCAACAUGGAAAAAAGUCAAAGGAAGAAAAGAAGGGAGAAGAGCAUGAUCCUGAUAUUCAUGUUCCACUCUAUAUGGAUGUUGGAACCAAUGCAGGAGAAUCUCAAAAAAAACAAAAGUGGGAAUUAGUAUUUGGUGUUGGGCCUGCUAGAUUGGAGUUGGAUUCAUCAAGGUCUGGAAGAAUUUACAAACCAUCAUUGAGAUCACUAAACUUACCUCACAUCUCAACCAGUCUGUACAAACUUCCAGAAAAUGUCAUUACUUCUGAUAUUCAAUCUCAAUGUGAAAAAAUUGUUGAACUUGUUCAAGGAUUGGAUGAACAGGCCUUGACAGAUUUAAUACUCAAUGUACUUGUUAAAAAGAUUCCACUCUAUGAGCAUUUUGAUGAAAUUUCAGAGCUCAUCACUGAACAACUAUCCUCCAUCAGACACAUUAGAGAAAUUGAAAAACAAGAAGAAAUGGAACUUGCAAGACAUUACAAGGGUAAAACUCUAACAGACAUUCUCUCUAAAAAAUCAAAACAGUAA
Messenger RNA from Naegleria gruberi, 1020 nucleotides. RefSeq lists its product as uncharacterized. The transcript has 2 exons. Bases 1 to 1020 code for a protein of 339 amino acids. NCBI's taxonomy places the organism in Eukaryota, Heterolobosea, Eutetramitea, Acrasida, Naegleriidae. The record is from RefSeq and is a predicted model, not a curated record.